This is a messenger RNA of Panicum hallii, 1185 nucleotides long. RefSeq names its product GDT1-like protein 5. Bases 201 to 899 code for a protein of 232 amino acids. The transcript is spliced from 12 exons. Gene Ontology annotation, molecular function: manganese ion transmembrane transporter activity; calcium ion transmembrane transporter activity. Gene Ontology annotation, biological process: manganese ion transmembrane transport; calcium ion transmembrane transport; Golgi calcium ion transport. NCBI's taxonomy places the organism in Eukaryota, Viridiplantae, Streptophyta, Magnoliopsida, Poales, Poaceae. Gene Ontology annotation, cellular component: Golgi apparatus. The record is from RefSeq and is a predicted model, not a curated record.
CCGCACCCACCCCACGCCGCGCCGUCUGCCCGUCUCGUCUAUUUACUGCUGACCCCCGCCGCUGCUGCUGCGGCCGGUACUCCCCUCCCUCGCAUCUGCCCCCGCGGCCCACGCCCAGAGCGCUUCCGCUCUGCUUUCUCUACACCCGCCGCGGCCGCGCCCCCCGAGAUCGGGAUCGCCCGCCGCCCUCCGCCUUCGACAUGGCGCCGUCUCUGCUCGGGGGGUUCACCAAGUCGCUGGCCAUGACGGUCCUCUCCGAGAUCGGGGACAAGACCUUCUUCGCCGCCGCGAUUCUGGCCAUGCGCCAUCCAAGGAAGCUCGUCCUGGCAGGCUGUUUGACCGCAUUGAUAGUGAUGACAGCUCUAUCAGCCUGUCUGGGUUGGGCUGCACCAAAUCUGAUAUCCCGUAAAUGGACUCAUCAUGUGACCACUCUUCUGUUCUUUGGAUUUGGCAUUUGGUCAUUGUGGGAAGGCUUCAAAGAAGAUGGAGACUCGGAAGAAUUGGCUGAAGUGGAAGCAGAGCUGGAUGCUGCCUUUAAGAGUAACAAAGGUGAAUCAAAAAAUAAGUCUAAGGCAAAUGAGGAUACGAAAAAACAGCAAAGACCGUUUCUGAUGCAGUUCUUUUCACCAAUUUUUAUAAAGGCAUUUUCUAUUACAUUCUUCGGUGAGUGGGGUGACAAGAGCCAGAUUGCUACUAUUGGCUUGGCUGCUGAUGAAAACCCAUUUGGCGUUGUGCUUGGUGGAAUCAUAGCGCAAGCACUCUGCACUACUGCUGCUGUUCUUGGCGGAAAGAGCCUAGCCUCACAGAUAUCUGAGAAGAUGGUGGAACUGUCAAGUGGAGUACUCUUCCUGCUAUUCGGCAUCAUGUCAUUGCUCUCAGGGCCAGAGGGAGAAUUGUAAUACCUCCUGGAAACCUUAUUCAGCAUGGCUGAUUAACAAGCUUUCUCUUGUUAGACCUAUCAUAUUUCAGUAGAUGAAUGAUGGCGACGAAAGCCAGCCAUCCAUGGUGAACUGGAUGGCGAUUCAUUAGUUUAGACAACAACUUGUAAACAUUCACUCGCCGUUCAUAAAUAACUACGACAUGUUACUGAAAUCUGUAGCAAAUUGCAGUAUGUUGUGCCCAGUGCUUGAAAAUCUUGAGGAGGUGCUGCUGACAAUAUGAAGUACGAUGCCUUUGGUACUGAAA